Messenger RNA from Entelurus aequoreus (snake pipefish), 1336 nucleotides. It is a transcript of the gene arpp19a, whose product is annotated as cAMP-regulated phosphoprotein 19a. NCBI's taxonomy places the organism in Eukaryota, Metazoa, Chordata, Actinopteri, Syngnathiformes, Syngnathidae. Gene Ontology annotation, cellular component: cytoplasm. The transcript has 3 exons. The record is from RefSeq and is a predicted model, not a curated record. The coding region runs from base 107 to 457 and encodes 116 amino acids. Gene Ontology annotation, molecular function: protein phosphatase inhibitor activity.
GGAUCUGGCAGCAGUAGGCGGGCUGACUCGGCACACGACGUCCACCAUCAGUCAGAAGAAUACUACUUGGCGACGAUAUCCUAGCGACACACCGCUUUUUGUGGACAUGUCGGACGGAAACGAAGACGUUCAGACGUCCGAAGAGACGCUGGGUGAAGAGCAGGAGGUUCAGGACAAAAUGAUCAAUCCAGAGAAAGCAGAGGAGGCCAAACUGAAGGCCAGAUAUCCAAACUUGGGGAAUAAACCCGGCGGCUCUGAUCUGCUACGUAAACGCCUUCAGAAGGGGCAAAAGUACUUUGAUUCCGGCGAUUACAACAUGGCCAAAGCCAAGAUAAAGAACAAGCAGUUACCAACAGCGGCGCCGGAGAAGACCGAGAUUACAGGCGACCAUAUCCCCACCCCCCAGGACCUGCCUCAGAGGAAACCCUCCCUGGUGGCCAGCAAACUGGCUGGCUGAUGAUGCUCAGUCAGGCGUCCACUAUACACCUCCAAGAGCUUGUAACAUUACCUCUCCCCACCCCUCACAGGAACACCUGUUUACCAACUCAGCCACCCUAACCCCGCCCAGCAGGAAAUACUUUGCUGACACCUUCCAAUCAGUCUUUCUUUUACUCCACUGGCUGCUAUCUCAGCUCUUGUAUCCUUCUGUCCUCUUUGCAUUUCUCUUAAUUACUCUCAUGUAAGAUACACUGAAAGACAGGACAUCAAAAUGUUAACGAUUGAGAACUACAAGCUUUUAGAAGACAACAAAGGCUUUUAUUGUGACGAGAGUGUGUAUAUAGUACAUUUCAUUUUGUUAGGCACAUCAGCCAUUUUGCAGAUUUCUUAUCAUUUUACUGUAUUUCCUUCUUUGUGUAUAGGACACUGUCAGUAAGCUCCAUUCAUUUGUUUUUUAUCUCUCAAGAAGCGGUGGCGUUGUAUGUAAGGACCACAGUGUUGGACUGUGUGAACCCACGCCCCAAAAACUCCCAAAUGCAAAGCUUUUUUAAAAACAAAAUGAAUUGAUGUUCUUACUAAGCUCCACACAGAAGCUGCAUGUAAGCAAUGAAGCUGAUAAACGCUGCAUUCAAAGACUACUCGGGACCAGGAAAAUUGCCUUUAAAGGGGAGAUGAGAGAGAGAUGAGUGUAGGUCCCUACUAUCAUUCUAUGCCCGUUACAUCUGUGGGCACUGGGAUCAGACAAAGAAAGCCCUUUGUUCUGUCUUUAUUGCUUUACCAGGGUCCUCCACAGAUGUGUAAUCCAAGCUAGCACAUUUAUCUAGCAUGUAAAUAAAUGGUUGCCCUCCUGUUCUUUUGUGCCAUUUUGGUUUGUAAAUAAAAUAGUUUUGCACAAAUA